AUGUUCGGCGCAAUCCGCUCGAUGGGGGGAGGAAACCACAAAUGCGAUGUGGCUUCGGCCACUUUCGCUAUUAACAAAAUCCUACGAACUAACAUUUGCCACAGCUCUGUUCACAGCAACGUCCCUAUAAAAAUUAACAAGGAAACUACUGCAAAUUUGCUGAAAGAGUCGGCGAGUGGGAAAUCCCCUCAGAAUAUUAGAACAAUAAAUGUUCUAUAUCGAUUGGAGAAGUCUACGCUGUCAAUACUUGAUGAGCUUACAGAAAGUCCAGUGUUCCCCGGAAACGGAACGGGUACGGCAGCUAUUGCUCGUGUUGGCGGAUUUAUUUUGAGAUGCCUCUAUGAACGAGAGCUAUGCACGAAGUGCAUUGAAAACCUGGAAACAAUAAAUGAAACGAGCCAGCAAAAGUGCGACUUCUUAUUUCUAACUUUCGGAACGGAUAGAGGAGGUUUGUUUUACCCAAAUUGGAGUUUCAUUUCCAGGCUUGUCACUAUAGAGAAAUUCUUGCGAAAGGCUGUGCCUUUAAUCCACGGAGCAACUCACAUAGUUAAGGAUCUCAUCGAGUUCAUCAGGCCACACCUCCUGAAGUGUGAAUCAAUGUGCUGCGGAGAAGGACCAACUCCAGAUGUUCCUAUCCAUAACGAAGAAUUAGUUCAAUGCAUUUUGGAGAAGUUUCUUUCGCCGGCAAUAAGCAUCUAUGCAAGCCACAUUUCAGAAAUGGAAAAACCAAAAUCAAACAUAACAUUCAAAAAGGGGAAACCCUUACUACGGAAAUACAGAAAUUUUUCCUAA
Molecule: messenger RNA, 792 nt
Organism: Daphnia magna
Lineage: Eukaryota; Metazoa; Arthropoda; Branchiopoda; Diplostraca; Daphniidae
Exons: 3
Coding region: 1-792 (263 amino acids)
Source: RefSeq, a predicted model, not a curated record